Molecule: messenger RNA, 3157 nt
Organism: Jaculus jaculus (lesser Egyptian jerboa)
Lineage: Eukaryota; Metazoa; Chordata; Mammalia; Rodentia; Dipodidae
Gene: Bivm
Product: basic, immunoglobulin-like variable motif containing
Exons: 10
Coding region: 301-1812 (503 amino acids)
Biological process (GO): nucleotide-excision repair
Cellular component (GO): nucleus
Molecular function (GO): DNA endonuclease activity; single-stranded DNA binding
Source: RefSeq, a predicted model, not a curated record
GAAAGGAACGUGCUGUCACUGAUACCCGAUCUUUGACACCCUUGCCUCCCCGGGCACCUCCAAUGCACAGCGCCGGUCCCCGUGCGCUCGGAUGGGACCGGAGACACCAGCCCUCCAGGCUAACGGUGAUCCCCGUCCGGUGCCGGGUUCCACCGCGGCCUCCGCCACCCCGACAAGACUGGACAGGCCAGAGGAUCUCAUUCCUCCGCUCUCAAGCGUUUCUAGGAUGCGGUAAGCCACUGCCAAGGAGAAAGGCUUGUGGCUUCUCCCCAGGAACAGAGAAUUUUCCAGCUGCUUUCAAUGCCUAACGUUGCAGAAACCGAAAGCUCCGAUGAUUCUGGAAAUGUUGAGCACCAAUCUGAGAGAAGGUCCCCAGAAGAGAAUCUUCCAGGCCCUGUCCAGUCUUUCUGCACAAGUGCCUCGGGAGCACCUCUGGGUUCCAAAGGCGAUGGUCACUACCCGUGGAGUUGUCCAGUGACUCAUACUCGGGAAAAGAUUUACGCCAUCUGUUCAGACUAUGCCUUCCUCAACCAGGCAACCUCAGUCUACAAAACUCCCAACCCCGCCCGCCCUUCUUGCCUCUCUGGUAGUACCUCAUUAUCUGCUGGGAAUAACUCGCCAAGAUAUGUUGGGAUCCCGACCAGUACCUCGGAAAUAAUCUAUAAUGAAGAAAAUAGCUUGGAAAACUUGUCCAUCAGCCUGGGCAAGCUACCUCUGGCAUGGGAAAUUGAUAAAUCUGAAUUUGACGGGGUGAGCCCAAAUUUGAAACACAAAUCAGGCAGUGUAAAGAAGCAAGUUUCCAAGAAAAAAACGUCAGAUAAAAAAGGAAGGCAUCAGAGGGAAUGUCUCCAGCAUUCUCCCCUUGAAGAUAUUAAACAGCGGAAAGUGUUAGACCUCAGACGCUGGUACUGCAUAAGCCGGCCACAGUAUAAGACUUCCUGUGGCAUCUCCUCAUUAAUUUCUUGUUGGAAUUUUUUAUACAGCACCAUAGGAGCAGGGAGUCUUCCACCUAUUACCCAAGAAGAGGCUUUGCAUAUUUUGGGCUUUCAGCCCCCAUUUGAAGAUAUUAGGUUUGGCCCUUUCACUGGAAACACAACGCUCAUGAGGUGGUUUAGACAAAUUAAUGACCACUUCCAUGUGAAAGGAUGCUCCUAUGUUCUCUACAAGCCUCAUGGGAAGAACAAAACAGCUGGAGAGACAGCCUCAGGGGCCUUGUCAAAGUUAACCCGUGGACUGAGAGAUGAGUCGCUGGCUUUUAUCUAUCAUUGCCAAAACCACUACUUUUGUCCUAUUGGCUUCGAAGCAACGCCUGUGAAAGCUAGUAAAGCUUUCAGCAGGGGUCCUCUCUCACCACAGGAAGUAGAAUACUGGAUUUUAAUUGGAGAGUCCAGUAGAAAGCAUCCUGCCAUUCACUGUAAAAGAUGGGCAGAUAUUGUCACUGAUCUCAAUACUCAAAAUCCAGAAUACCUCGAUAUCCGGCAUUUAGAGCGAGGGCUACAGUUUCGGAAAACAAAGAAGGUUGGAGGGAAUUUGCAUUGCAUCAUAGCGUUCCAGAGACUUAGUUGGCAAAGAUUUGGCCUUUGGAACUUUCCUUUUGGAACCAUCAGACAAGAGUCCCAAACUGCCACACAUACGCAGGGAAUUGCCAAGUCUGAGAGUGAAGAGAGCAUCUCCAAGAAGCAGCAUGGGCGCCUGGGCCGCUCCUUCAGUGCCAGCUUCCACCAGGACUCGGCUGGGAAGAAGACGCCCAGCAUCCACGAGAGAAGGAACAGUGGCUACCACGGCUACAGCGAUUACGAUGGGAACGUGUGACUACACUGGGAUCUGAACACCUCAGGUGUCCACACAGCUGUUGUGUACAGGGCUGCAUUAAGACAGUAGGAGGUUUUUAUUAAGUCUAUUUGUAGGAACAGAUUUUGUGGUACAAAGCAUAACCAUGUAGUUCUCUAGUAAAUAAGCUUACAUGAUGACGAUGGGUGAUUUCAGACAUAUAGGCAGAUAAGCACAGAAUAUUGCCUAUAUAAAGUUAAGAGUAUAUAAACAGUGUGGACAGAGAGUCUUCACGGCAUCCGAUAGAAUCACCCCCGCUUCUAAACAGAAACACAAAUCUACUUAAGAGCAUCAAGAUUUGAACACUUAAGUAAGCAUGAGGUGAUUCCUUAACACUUGAUCCCUAGUCAUUUAUUACAGAUAACUAUUGCAGAUCAAGAUGCAAGGUACUGUCUACCCUUUGAAAUAUGGGGCUAUCCAUUUCUAGUUUUUGCUCAUGGUUAAAGCUUGUUUCAAAUUAUUUUGUGAGUCUAAUAGUUCAUUCACUUCCACCAGUAUCCCCCUUGCCUCACUUUCUGAGUAACAGUCUCAGGAUUCUUAAUCAAGAGGCAGAAGAGAAGGCUCAAGAAAUUGAUCUUUUCCAUUGGUGCAAACUGGUGACUUAGGGAGCUGACUCAGAUUUGUGUGUUACUGUGAACUAGUUACAGGAGCUGAGCUCUUGAACGGCACCCGUUGGUCUAGAAUAAGCCUCGUUCCAGGGUCAUCUGUGCAGAGAUCUUCUAAAGCUUGAUUGGUCCCUUAAAUGUAGUUGUGUGUUAAAAACAGCAUUGAGGACGCAUUGGUGAUGUGUAGCUCCCUCAAGAGCACAGUUGUCUGCAUUAUAAACUCUGAGUGCUUUCAUUUUGUGAACCGCAUAGACCUGUAGCUGUUUGAAGUGUUAAGUGUUUUGCAAGUGUGGACUUCAGUACUUGAGCUCCUCUCUGGCUGCUGUCAGUUCUCCUGCUGCCAACGUGUGACUCACAGCCUUGUGGAAUCUCUUCUGCUUUCCUGUUAGGGGCUCAUACCAGGAUUCAAGCCUGUAACUUGGGGAUUACAAGGUGCUGAGUGUGUUGGUAAGCAUACUGCAAUACACCUCCAGAAGAGGGUUCAGAUUUUUAUUUUUAAAAUAUUUUUUUUCUUUUUCCUCUUGAAUUUUAUAUCCAUUUAGCCACUCAUACAUUUCUGGCCUACAGAAAGGGAUAUAUAUUAAGAAAUGGUCAUUUUUCUGAAGAGAAUAUUUUGCUUGAAAUGCGAAAUUCUGAGAGAUUUGUAGGUUGUUGAUUUUGUUACUUCAUACUGGAACUUUUAAAAAGUUUUCAUCAAAUAAAGUUUUGUUUUCUACUUUUAA